Diaporthe batatas is the source of this 3231-nucleotide messenger RNA. RefSeq names its product mannose-ethanolamine phosphotransferase GPI13. The transcript has a single exon. Lineage: Eukaryota; Fungi; Ascomycota; Sordariomycetes; Diaporthales; Diaporthaceae. Gene Ontology annotation, cellular component: endoplasmic reticulum membrane. Gene Ontology annotation, biological process: GPI anchor biosynthetic process. The record is from RefSeq and is a predicted model, not a curated record. Gene Ontology annotation, molecular function: mannose-ethanolamine phosphotransferase activity. Bases 1 to 3231 code for a protein of 1076 amino acids.
AUGCCUCCGCCGAACCCUCGAGGCAGUGGCCCGUCGUCGGGCCCUCCUGGCGACUACAAGGCCAUUGCCGCCCAGUUCGCAGCAGCCAAGCGCCGCCAGCAGGUCGCAGAGGCCGACAGCAAGCACGAGGACCCGCGCGAGGAGCAAAAGAAAGCAAGCAUCCUGCAGAGGCAGCGCGAGGCCCUCGAGGCACGCCGGAAAUCCGCCUACGAGCGCCGGUGGGGAUGGACGCUGGGCUUCUGGGUCUGGAUGCUCUGCAUCCACGUGAUAGGCAUCGCAUACUUCACCUCGGGGUUCCUGUUGACCAGACUGGUCCUGGACGAGAAGUCAAGCUGCGAUGUCAACCCCGUGGACGGCACGGAGGGGAGGGACCUGAGCAUUCUGCCGGACUGGAAGGGGCGCGGUACGGUGGACGGCGGCUGCUGGCACCCCAAGACGUUCGACAAGGCCGUUGUCGUCCUGAUCGAUGCGCUGCGGUAUGACUUCACCGUGCCCAUAGAAGACGACGCCGAGUUCCACAAUGCCUUUCCCUUCCUGUACGAGACCGCUGUCAAGUCGCCCAACAACGCCUUCCUGAGGCCCUUCAUCGCCGACCCCCCGACGACGACGCUGCAGAGACUCAAGGGGCUCACAACGGGGACGCUGCCUACAUUCAUGGAGGUGGGAAGCAACUUCGCAGGCACCGCCAUCGAGGAGGACAACCUGCUGAUCCAGCUCCGCGAUGUUGGCAAGAAGAUUGUGCACCUGGGGGAUGACACCUGGGAUGCCCUGUUCCCGGAAUACUUCCAGCCCAACAUCAGCAGGUCGUACGACAGCUUCAAUGUCUGGGAUCUGCAUUCGGUCGAUAACGGGGUCCUCGAGCACAUAUUCCCGCUGCUGCAGGCGGACAGGAAGGGACAAUGGGACCUGCUUAUCGGACACCUCCUCGGUGUCGACCAUGCCGGCCAUCGCUACGGACCCGCCCACGCUGCCAUGACAGCGAAGCUGCGCCAGAUGGACGACUUUGUCAGGAAUCUCGUGGACACCAUCGAUGACGACACGCUAUUGGUUGUCAUGGGUGACCACGGCAUGGACCCCAAGGGCGACCACGGAGGCGAGAGCGACGACGAGGUGGAAGCUGCGCUCUGGAUGUAUUCAAAGAAGGCUGUCUUUGGCAGGACAAAACCCGAGUUCGUCGCCCCGCCUGCCACGGCCAAGGUACGACCUGUCAACCAGAUUGACCUCGUGCCGACCCUUGCCCUCCUCCUGGGUGUCCCCAUUCCAUAUAACAACCUGGGCGCACCCAUCGAAGAGGCAUUCGCAGGCAAGAAGGGAGAUGCUUGGAACAGCCUGGCGUCAGCGUCUCGCGUGACUGCUGCGGGAAUCAAUCGGUACCAAGCGUCGUACUUUGCCGCGCGUGGCCUCGAACAGACAGCCGAGGCUGCAGCGCCGGCUGCCCUCUUCAGCAGCGCUGAGAAAGUCCUCAAGGACGACACGAGGGGCAAGUCCCGCGAGCUUGUGUAUGCCGCAUUCAUGGACUACCAGGCAGAGACCCUGAGGAUAUGCAAGAGCCUGUGGGCCAGGUUCGACGUGCCAAGCAUGCUGAUUGGCCUUGUUGUCACCGGGCUCGGCCUCGUCGCGCUGGUUCUGUACGCCACCAAGGAUGAAGACGACAUCUUUGCUGCUUUGGACAACAUCGAGCUCGACAUUGCCGAGAGGAAGCUGGAGGCCGAGGGUAUCGGGGCGGACGCGGAGGCUCUCUCGGACCAGACCCGCCAGAAGACCGUCACAUUGGCUGCCGUGGCUGGCGCUGUCCCGGGAGCAGUCCUCGGAGCUGCAUAUGCUGCGGCCACCAAUGCGCCAGACUACCGCCUCGCUGCUGCGGGAGCUGGCAUCGCAAGUACUAUCCUAGUUGUCGGCGCCCUCCUCCGCAAUUCCCUUGUGUUGCCCAUCCCUUCGAGCAUCUGGGGCUGGAUGGCCGCCGUGUUCACCAUCAGCCAGUCCAUCGGCUUCGCGUCAAACUCCUACACCAUCUGGGAAGACAGUAUUCUUCUCUUCUUCACCACCACAUUCGGCCUUGCGAGUGCACUUGCGUCUCUGAACAUCGAGAAACUGACAGACCGAUACUUUGCCGUCUACCACUCAAUCCUCUUCGUCCUACUUGGCCGGGCCGUGUCCUUCUCAAAGCUCUGUCGGGACGAGCAGUAUCCCUACUGCAUGACGACGUACUAUGCGUCCUCGGCCUCUUCCACAGCCGCGACCUGGCACCUGGCCAUACCUUUCUCAGUCUUUGCCAUUCUUCCCUCGAUCAUCAAGGCCUUCUACAUGCCCACCCGCUCCUACCACGGCCUGGCACCAACGUGGAUCAGCUACGCUCUCCGGGCCUCGCUCUUCCUGUCUGCCGCCUACUGGACAAUGGACACGGCAGACAAUGAGAACUGGGCUACUGGGCUUUCCGACGGCAUGCUCAAGAUGUUCAGCGUGUACACCGCACAGCUGGCCCUUGCUAUCGCCGUUGUCGCGGGCACGACUGCAUUCAUCUGGGCGCCACCCUGCAUCUCCAUCCUCACGACCUCGACCAACGCCAAGCGCGCCCAGAUCGCCGUCCUCGGCUACGCCAACGCCAACGGCGCCCGGUACCUCUUCCUGCCGCUCAACAUCAUGACCGCCUGCAUCAUACUGUCGAAGCCGAUGGGCGGGGGUGCCAUUGCGAUCAUGAUGUGGCAGGUCCUGUCGCUGAUGGAGAUCCUGGACCUGAACGAGCUCACGGGCGAGACCAUCGGCCCGGUCAUGCUGGGCCUGCUGGGCAACUUCCACUUCUUCAAGACGGGCCACCAGGCCGUGCUCAGCAGCAUCCAGUGGGACGCGGCCUUCAUCCCGCUCUUCUCGAUACGGUACCCGUGGACGCCGCUGCUGAUCAUCCUCAACACGUACGCGGGCCAGAUCCUGGCGGCGGCGUCGGUCCCGCUGGUCGUGCUGUGGAAGACGGGCCCCAAGCGCAAGGGCGUGCUAGAGAGCGUCAGCAGGGCGCUAGGCAUCUUCGUCGCGUACUACGCCGUCGAGUCGCUAGCCACGAUGGCGUGGGCCGGCUGGCUGAGGAGGCACCUCAUGCUGUACCGCGUGUUCAACCCGAGGUUCAUGAUGGCGGCGAUGGUGCUGCUGAUCGUGGACCUGGUGGGGAUCCUGGUCACGCUGACGGGCGUGAGGAGCAACACGCUCUCCAUCGGCGAGGUGUUUGGCAUGGCGGAAUAG